Messenger RNA from Ictalurus furcatus (blue catfish), 1168 nucleotides. RefSeq names its product pyrimidinergic receptor P2Y4 (gene p2ry4). Gene Ontology annotation, cellular component: plasma membrane. Lineage: Eukaryota; Metazoa; Chordata; Actinopteri; Siluriformes; Ictaluridae. Gene Ontology annotation, molecular function: G protein-coupled UTP receptor activity; G protein-coupled purinergic nucleotide receptor activity. The transcript has a single exon. Bases 1 to 1083 code for a protein of 360 amino acids. Gene Ontology annotation, biological process: transepithelial chloride transport; G protein-coupled receptor signaling pathway. The record is from RefSeq and is a predicted model, not a curated record.
AUGAACACACCACUUCCCUUCCUAAUAAACAUUUCCAGUCCUUUAACGGUAUCACCGGAUAAUGAGGAUGCCAAUAAAAGCUGCCGCUUCGACGAAGAGUUCAAAUACAUCCUGCUGCCUGUAUCAUACACAAUAGUGUGUGUGCUGGGCUUGGUGCUCAACUCCGUGGCCAUGUGGAUGUUCCUGACUAAGAUGCGUCCCUGGAACGCUAGCACAGUGUACAUGUUCCAUUUGGCACUGUCAGACAUGCUGUAUGUUCUGUCGCUUCCCACACUUAUCUACUACUACGCCAAUCGCAACCACUGGCCCUUUGGUGUAGUCCUGUGCAAAGCAGUGCGCUUCCUGUUCUACGCCAACCUAUAUUGCAGCAUUCUUUUCCUCACAUGUAUCAGUGUACACCGCUACAUGGGCAUCUGCCACCCAAUCCGCUCGCUCACACUGGCCAAGCCGCGCUAUGCGCAGCUGGUAUGUGGUCUGGUGUGGGCAGCCGUGACAACGUGCUUGAUUCCCAACCUAAUCUUUGUCACCACAACACAGCGGGAUAAUGACACAUUGUGUCACGACACAAGCAGUCCUUCUGAUUUUGAAAAUUAUGUCACCUACAGCUCGGUCGUCAUGACACUGCUCUUCGGCGUGCCCUUUAUUAUCAUCAUGGUGUGUUAUUGCCUAAUGGCACGGGCUCUCUGUCGCCCCAGACAGAUUUCUUCCAGUCAGAGGGGCAAGUCGAGGACGAAGUCUAUUAAACUCAUCACCAUAGUGCUGGUUGUGUUUGCUGUUAGCUUUGUCCCUUUCCACAUCACACGCACCCUCUACUAUACUUACCGUGUCCUGGAGGCAGACUGCUGGAUCCUCAACCUUGUCAACGUCACAUACAAAGUCACACGGCCACUGGCCAGCUCCAACAGCUGCCUGGACCCGAUCCUCUACUUCCUGGCAGGGGAUCACUACCGUUCAAAACUUAUACGAGCAUUCGCUAAGAAGCGAGCAACUGACAAUUUGCAGUCCCCACCAGUCAAAAAUAAUGAACUUGCUUUAGUUUACAAAAGCCCUGCUGUGCAACCAAGUAGUGAUUGUCCAAGCUAGAGCUGUGUGUGUGUAUAUGUGUGUGUGUGUGUGUGUGUGCGUGUGUGUCAUCUCAAAGCAAUGUAAUUUCAUCUCAAAGCAAUGU